Molecule: messenger RNA, 2665 nt
Organism: Stegastes partitus (bicolor damselfish)
Lineage: Eukaryota; Metazoa; Chordata; Actinopteri; Pomacentridae
Product: neurofilament light polypeptide-like
Exons: 3
Coding region: 1-2295 (764 amino acids)
Biological process (GO): neurofilament bundle assembly
Cellular component (GO): intermediate filament; axon; cytoplasm
Molecular function (GO): structural constituent of cytoskeleton
Source: RefSeq, a predicted model, not a curated record
AUGAGUCACAGCAUGGAGACCAGACUCGACACCCCGAGCAGAACCGCUCCACAUGCGUAUUCACAGCGCCAACCGAGACGUGCCAGAUUAGACACCAGCGUCGCGGUUAGGGGGACGUCCGCGGACAUGAAUUCGACCAAGCCGAUAUCUGGAAAGUUCAAUGAGAAAGAACUAAUGCACGGCUUGAACGACCGUCUUGCAGGAUUCAUAGAGAAGGUGCACCAGCUGGAGCACCACAACCAUCUGCUGGAGAGAGAAAUCGAAGAGAUCAGAGGGAAAGCAAAACCCGCAUCGUGUUUGGAGGAGGAGUACGGACCGGAGCUGAGGAAGCUGAGGCAGCUGGUUCAGGACAUCACUCAUCAGAAGCAUCAGAUUGAAAUCGAGCAUCAGAAUUUAGAGGAGGAACUGUCCGACUUGAAGAAACAACACGAGCAGGAGGCGCGCAGCAAAUGUGACGCCGAGAGAGACAUCAUGGUCCUGAAGAAGGACAUCAGCGACGCGUAUCAGGCGAAGCUGCAGCUGGACAAGAAAGCGCAGUCUCUCGUGGACGAAAUCCACUUCCUGAAGAGAAACCAUGAGGCCGAAGUGUCAGAAAUGUUUGACCAGAUACAGGAUGCGCAGUUGACUGUGAAAGCGCACGAAUUUGGCCACCCCGGCGUCACUGCGGCACUCCGGGACAUCAGGACGCAGCUGGAAGGUCACACCGUGUGCGACGUCCAGCAGAUCGGGGAAACUUUCCGAUCUCAGUUUGCAAGACUAACGGAGGCAGCUGAGAGCAAGAGGGAGGCGUUAAAAACGUCCCAGCAAGAGAUCCAGGAGUACAGGAGGCGCCUGCAGGCCAAAAACGUCGAACUGGACUGCGCUAGAGGCACCAGGGAAGCACUGGAGAAGCAACUUCAUGACGUGGAGGAUCGCCACAAGGAGGAAAUCAUCCACUACCAGAACACAAUCAAAGAACUUGAAAAUGAGCUCAUAAAUUGCAAAUUCGACAUGUCUGGAUACCUGAGGGAGUACCAGGACCUGUUAAAUGUGAAGAUGGCUUUGGAUGUGGAGAUAAUGUCCUACAGGAAACUUCUGUGUGGCGAGGAGGCCCGGCUGUCCACGAUGUCCGACACCCACAUCUCCCUGCCCUACAUCUACCACCAGUCCCCCAUUUACACCCUCCCCUGCCACAGCCGACCAGGAGGCUCGCACAGACGAGUGGAGCCCCACUACAAGUUCGUGGAGGAGAUCAUCACCGAGACCACCAGGGAGAUCGAGAUGUCCGAAUUCGAGGAGACGGGCUCGGAGGAGACGGAGGUGGAAAAAGAUGAGUGUGCCAAAAGAGAGAAAGGGGGCAGCGAGGAAGAGGAGGAGGAGGGCGGUGAUAAAGACAGUGGAGAGGACGAAGGUGACCAGAUGUCUGACAGUCAGCAGGAUCAGUCAGGGGAAGAGUCAGUGAGUGUAGGUGAUAAUAGAGAGGGAGAGAGUCCUGGUGAUGGAGAUGAUGGUGGGAAAGAUCAAAAUAGGGAUGAAGAAGAGUCAGAGGAGACUGGAGCAGCUGAUAGCGAAGGGGAUAGUGGCUUAGAUACAAAUACUGAAAGCAAAGUUUUACUGAAUGAGAGCUUCGGUGAGGAAAAGAAAGAGAAUCUUAAAGCAGCUGAAAACACAGAAGCUGCAGUGAUCAAGGUUCAGACAGAUUCAUCUUCCAAACCACAUGAUUUGAAGCCAGAGGCCACUGUGGAGGGUAAAGCGCUGAAAAAAUCUGAAGACGGUAAACAAGGACGUGCUGAGGAAAAUAGUUUGGACUCAGCUCAAGCGAAGGAGCCUGUAGAUAAAACCUCAGUGUCUGAAGAAUCAGGCAAAACCCAAGAGCCAAGCAGCGUAGCAGAAGUGCAGGAUAAAGUUAAAACUGCGGUUAAAACAGAUCUCACAGCAGAGACAAAGGAUGCUCCGUCCAAAGAGGCAGAGAAAAUUUUAGAAAAGUCUCAAGUAACUUCAAGUGCAGCACCCAAAAAUGUAGAAAACACUCAUACAGAGCCGAAGGGAGUCAGCAAACCUGAUGCUGCUAAAGGUGAUGAAAAAAACCUUCAGGAUGCAAAACAUGAAAGCAAUAAAGAUAAAGAGCCAUCUCCUAAAUCUAUGGUAAAAAGUCUUCCAGAAGUCGAGGGUACGAAGCCAAACAGUGGGGAUAAAAUGCAGACUGUGUCGCCGAAGGAAAAGACAAGUGGGGCUGCAGAAAUCAAAGAGCUACAUGAGGGGGCACCAGAGAGCAGCCAGGUUCAGACAGCGAAGCCGCCUGCAGAAAAGAAAUGAUCCUCAAAGGUAAAGCUGAGACGGUGGGAGAGUAGAAAGUCAGAGAGACACAAGGAAAGUAACCCAAACAUAUCUGCAGUGGAUGAGGAAGAAAGAGCAAAGGGCGCUUCCACCUUAAAUUAAACGAGAAGCUGAUGAAUGCAAAUAUCAGAGAUAGUGAAGCUACAAAAUAGAGAAUGGCUUAUCUGAUGCAAAUGCAAAUCCAAGCACAAGCUGAGUCAGGGAAAGAAAGCAGAGCUGGAGUUUCUCUUCAAAGUCACAGUUUCAUAAAGACGAGAACUCGAUCCUUCUCAUGUUUGCUUUGAACUUUGAAUCGACUUGUAAUGUAUUAAAAAAAUGACUCACCAUGAAACUAGUGUGGUUAUGAAUG